Neurospora tetrasperma FGSC 2508 is the source of this 1936-nucleotide messenger RNA. RefSeq lists its product as uncharacterized. The coding region runs from base 1 to 1722 and encodes 573 amino acids. The record is from RefSeq and is a predicted model, not a curated record. Lineage: Eukaryota; Fungi; Ascomycota; Sordariomycetes; Sordariales; Sordariaceae. The transcript has 2 exons.
AUGACAGCAGACGGAACAAUAGCACGCGGUGUGAUUCAGACAUGGGUCAUCGCAAACCUAACGCGAAGUGUCAAGGGGAUGGAGGAGCCACAAAGGGUCUCAGAAGGGGAUAUCCCCAUUGCCAAAGAAACAUCCGAGAAGGAACCUAGCAACGUAGACAACAAUGCCGACGUCAAGAACGCUGCCAAACCAAUGAAAGAUGGGCAAAACGACAACAACAAGAGUGACCGCGGCGCUCCCAGAAUCAUCAUGGCUUACAUCCCAGCCUCCGCCCCGGCUUCACCCCCAGCCCCUGGCCGCAACAACCCGGAGGCAUCUAACGGCGGAGGUCGCCCCGAAACUCCCAACUUGACGGCAAAGCUCAACCAAGCUAUUGAUGAGUAUCGCGCUCGGGAAGAGAGAGUCGGCGAGCUAGGUCAGCCGGACGAAGAAGGCUACAAGGGAGACACGUAUUCACAAGGCGAGCAUCAAGGAUGCUGUGACCACGACCAUGAGAACCAGUUUGCAGCCCACGAUGAGCAGUACUCGCCUCUUCAUCUUCAGCAAGGCUACAAUGGCCACUCAUCCUCUGUCAAUGCACCGGGGUGCUGGACUCCUUACCACCCAGCUUCCAGUGCUCCCCUGUAUAUGCAGCCACCUUUCGGGCCUCCUUUUCAGCAGCAGCAGCAGCAGCAGCAGCAGUACGCCGUUCCUUAUUACCCACCUGUUUCUCAGCCUUAUAGCUUCUCUUUUCCCUCCCCUCAUUACUUUUCCAACCCCCAUGACUACCGGUACUUCCCCAACCCCCAUCACCACCAGCACUUUUCAACCACCAUUCCCCCUCCCACUCACCCCUUUGCCCCUCCUGCCCGUCCAUCCCAUUUCCAGUCUAUCCCUCCCCAUGCCCAUCCCUUCCCACCCCACCACCCCCAAUCCCAAGAUCCCAACGUCCUCGAGUUGACCCAGCGCCUCCAUAACAUCCAAGCCCAGCUCAACGGCCUCGACGCCGCCCACGAAGUCGAGAUUUGGCGCCACGGCAAGUACAACUUCCACCGCCGCCGCGCGAAGCAACUCCGUAAGAUCAAGAGGGAGAAAGUAGAGGAGAUGGUGACGGUGGUGAGGGAGUUGCGGGCUUUGGGUGUUGAAGGGUAUGGAAGGCGGCACCACCAGCCUCAGCCUCAAGGUCAACAAGAGACAUGGACGCAGGAAAUGAUGGGUUGGACGACGGCGCCGGGCUGGGGUUACGGAGCGGGAUUUGAGCCGGGAUGGGGUGGACAUCAGAUGCAAGAGCAGUGGUUGGGAGGAGGAUAUGGAUAUGGACAUGGACACGGACAUGGACAUGGACAGUCGAAGGUGGAGGUGGAGGUUGAGCAUAAUGGUAAAAAUGGACGCUGCGGCUGCGACGAGGACGGUGCUCAUGUUGAUUCUCCGCCGACGGACAGUGCCGUUGAGAGUAUGGCAUGCGAGUGCCCCUGCGGAUGCACUACGGUCGACGGUGAAGCUGUCUCUGUAGGUGAGAUGCCAGGCAGAACCAGAGCUCGCGCCUUGUCGCUUGAUGGUAUGAGAGAGCAGGUCGAAGUCGUCGAGGCUUAUGAGAAGCAACACGGCGACGGCAGCGAGAACAAGCAGGGCGAAAGCGCUGAGAAGAACAGCAGUUGUGCGCGUGCCGGGUCCUGGUCGGACGCAGAAGUCGUCAUUUCUGAAGAGCUUCGGGGUACUUGGCGGAAGAAGAUGAGGGAGUAAAGAAGGGGUGAUCAGUGAGCGAUGGACUCAUGGUCCGACAUUCGAAUGAGCGUGUGCUUUGGAAUUGGCGUCAAAACAAACAAACAAACGUAAAUGAAAACAGCUGUUUUAGCAAGAAUCAUCGAGGUAGUUAUCCAGCGAAGCGCAUAUAAAACCGGACUAGGAAGAUACACCUGAAAUCUAAAAGUGCAACGACGACAUGGCGUAUUGCUGG